AUGAAUCCGACUGCUCUGUGGCUGCUGCUGGUCCCAGGUCUCUCCGGCCUGGGUCUCUCGUUCCCUCAGAAGACCUUCCACCUGGUUCAGGAGGACCAGGACUGGUCGGGGGCUCAGUCUCACUGCCAGACUCACUUCGUGGACCUGGCCUCGGUGGCGGACCCCAAAGACCUGAGCGCCAUGACCGGCCUGGUGCAGGACUCGGGCGUGUCUCUGGUCCGGGUGGGUCUGAGGAGGCAGUGGCAGUGGGUCCAGAGGGAGACCCAGGACCAGAGGGAGACCGAGAUCGGGUUCAGGGCCUUCGCAGAUGGAGAACCCAGAGCAGAGCAGAAGUGUGGGAUGAUCCAGGCCAACGGGGAGUGGAGGACGGAGGAGUGCGGGGAACCCAGGCCUUUCAUCUGCUACGACGAGAACGUUGCUGACAGCUUUGUGAGGCCGGAUGUAGUUCAAAACUGGGGAAGUGCCAGAAAUCACUGCAGAACCAAACACUUGGACCUGGCCUCGGUCCACUCUGCAGACCAGAACGCUCAGCUGGUGCAGCUCCUGAACGGGACCAAGGACGGGGCCUGGAUCGGGCUCACGCACAGGGUCUGGUCCUGGUCCGACGGCUCGCACCCCGGGUUCCUGCCCUGGACCGGAGACACCCCCAGGGGAGAGGGGGGCUGUGCUGCACUGGACCUGAGCGCGGAGCCGGUGGGACUGGUGCCCUGUAACUGCAGCGUCCCUCUGCCAUUCUACUGCUACAGCUUCCCAGUGAAGCAGUACACGGUGCAGAUCACCAUGUCGGCUGCAGAGGGCGCUGUUGCUCUUGCUGCUGACGCCUUCACCAAACUGGUACAGAGCAGACUCUCGGCGCUGGGCGUGACCAAAGACCUGCGUCUGAGUUGGAGGAAGCGUCCACAGAAAGUCCUUCCUGGUCCCAAACCAUAG
Molecule: messenger RNA, 930 nt
Organism: Knipowitschia caucasica
Lineage: Eukaryota; Metazoa; Chordata; Actinopteri; Gobiiformes; Gobiidae
Source: the annotation of a GenBank genome assembly